UUCCCCCAGGAAUAGCCCCGUGGCCAGCUCCUUCCUGUCCCCCUGGUGGCCCCUCGCUCCUUCCUUCUGGAUGGGGGCCCAGAGGGCCCAGGAGAGAAUAAAGGCGAUGUGGAGGGUGCCCGGCACAACCAGACGCCCAGUCACAGGCGAGAGCCCUGGGAUGCGCCGGCCAGAGGCCAUGCUGCUGCUGCUCACGCUUGCCCUCCUGGGGGGCCCCACCUGGGCAGGGAAGAUGUACGGCCCUGGAGGGGGCAAGUAUUUCACCACCACGGAAGACUAUGACCACGACCUCACAGGGCUGCGGGUGUCUGUGGGUCUUCUCCUGGUGAAAAGUGUCCAGGUGAAACUUGGAGACUCCUGGGACGUGAAACUGGGCGCCUUAGGUGGGAAUACCCAGGAAGUCACCCUGGAGCCAGGCGAAUACAUCACAAAAGUCUUUGUUGCCUUCCAAGCUUUCCUCCGGGGUAUGGUCAUGUACACCAGCAGGGACCGCUAUUUCUAUUUUGGGAACCUUGAUGGCCAGAUCUUCUCUGCCUACCCCAGCCAAGAGGGGCAGGUGCUGGUGGGCAUCUAUGGCCAGUAUGGACUCCUUGGCAUCAAGAGCAUUGGCUUUGAAUGGAAUUAUCCAGUAGAGGAGCCGACCACUGAGCCACCAGUUGCUCUCGAACACACAUCAAAUUCAACCACGGGUGGGGUACGGGGCUAGGGUGGGGUACGGGGCCAUCUGAGCUGAGGCCAUCUGGGUGGUGGUGGCUGAUGGUACUGGAGUAACUGAGUCGGGAUGCUGAAUCUGAAUCCACCAAUAAAUAAAGCUUCUGCAGAAUCAGUGCA
This is a messenger RNA of Nomascus leucogenys (northern white-cheeked gibbon), 831 nucleotides long. RefSeq names its product zymogen granule protein 16B (gene ZG16B). NCBI's taxonomy places the organism in Eukaryota, Metazoa, Chordata, Mammalia, Primates, Hylobatidae. The record is from RefSeq and is a predicted model, not a curated record.